Anoplopoma fimbria (sablefish) is the source of this 2418-nucleotide messenger RNA. RefSeq names its product ciliated left-right organizer metallopeptidase. The record is from RefSeq and is a predicted model, not a curated record. Gene Ontology annotation, biological process: proteolysis; cell adhesion. The coding region runs from base 152 to 2098 and encodes 648 amino acids. Gene Ontology annotation, cellular component: cytoplasm; membrane. The transcript has 14 exons. Lineage: Eukaryota; Metazoa; Chordata; Actinopteri; Perciformes; Anoplopomatidae. Gene Ontology annotation, molecular function: metalloendopeptidase activity.
CUGCCAUCAUCUAUCCAAAUAUGCUCCAAUAGAGGAGCACAAAGAGCUUCAAAUGAACGUGUCCUGCAGCAUAGCAAAGCUCCUUGUCCAAAAUGUCUAACAACUACGCAUCACCCUCGCUGUGACCCUGAAAUAGGUCAAAGCUAUAAUUAUGGUUUUACCUCCAUCCCAGCGUCUCUGGGUGGAGAUGUUGGUUGUAAUGGUGGUGGUGUUGGCGGAGCUCCCUGGAGCCCUGCAGAAGUGCAUCUUUGACGAGGUUCAGGCUCAGACCAGGGUGGUCCGAGCUGCACCCGUCCACCCGGACAGCCCACCCAACGAGCCCAGACUCAGAGCCCAGGACGGGCAAGAGCCACCGCUCACCUCUGGGCAUCAGAGCCUGUCCAGGAAACGGAGGAGAAGCCUGAAAAAGAUAGCCCCGCCCACUCUGGCCUCACCGCAGCCAAUCAGGAUCCAGACCUGGAUUCCAGCGGAGAGCAACGGCCUAUCAGAGGCUGAGGAAGAGAAGCUGGAGGCAGCGGUGGAGGAGGCUGUUAGGGUGGUGUCUUCUUUACUAUCAGUGAACAGAGCUUCGGGUCCAUUGCUGCUCAGCCGUGACAUCAAUAAAUACUGCAAGUUUCUGUGGAAGAAUUCAAGUACUGUGAACUACAACAGGUGUGGUCGAGCCAACAACAACUACAGAACUGAGACCUGUCUGGAUGUGACCAUCCCAGAUGAUCAUCUUACUGGAUGUGAUAUUUACCCAGAUGCUGAUUCACCUCUCAGGACUGAGCUUCGUCCUGAAGGUGCUGGACUCCCCGACACCGACUUCCUGUUGUACCUCCACGUUCAGGCCACUGACAAGUGCAGAGCAGAGCCUCAUGUGUCUGCCUACGCUGUCCACUGUCACACGGACACCUAUGGACGACCUUUAGCCGGGGUGGUGGUCAUCUGCAGGGACAGACUGACAGGAGCCACAUACAGCCAGCAGGCGACUGUACAGACUCUGAUCCAUGAGCUGUUUCAUGCACUUGGCUUCUCUAAAGAGCUCUUCCACACCUGGAGAGACUGUUCCUCCACUUCUCAAGUUGGUGCAGGCUGCUCUCCUCGAGGCAAAGUGACUCACUCUGAUGGAUCGGGCCAGAUGAGGAUUUACACCCCGUCUGUUAUCUCAGCCCUGCAGAGGCACCUCGCCUCCACUGACCCGGAGCUCGGGGGGCCGCUAGAGAACCUGGAUGUUCCUCCAGGCAGAGUGUCCUCUCACUGGGAGGCCCGGGUCCUUCAGGGCUCCAUCAUGGCGGCGGUGCUGGGGGACUGGACCACGAUCCAGAUCGACCCGGUCACCCUGGCUGCACUACAGGAUACAGGCUGGUACACUGUCGACCUGAGCCGGGCACAGAGUCUAGUCUGGGGAGACGGUGAAGGAGCCACGUUUGGUUCCCUGUCAACCUGUCAGAACAAGUCCUCAUCCUUUUUCUGCACCGGCAGUGGGUUCGGGUGUCAUUAUCUUCACCUCCACAAGGGGGAGUGCCAGACUGAUCCACACCUGGAGGGAUGUCAAGUUUAUAAACCCCUUAAGAAUGGAAGUGAAUGUUGGAAAGAGGAAAAUGGCCGAGGAGAGGAUUUUAGCGGGGAGGUGUUUGGUUUUCACAGCCGGUGCUUCUUCUCCAGCCUGACCAGACAGAACCAGAGUCAGAUUGUUUUACUCAGCAGCUCUGUGGAGGGACUUUGUUACAGACACAGGUGUACUGGACCGAACCGGUACCAAAUCCAGGUGUCUGGCUCUGAGUGGGUGGACUGUCCACCAGGAGGCACCAUUCAGAUUAAAGGGUACCAGGGUUCAGUUCACUGUCCUGACAGAAGGUUGUGUCUGUACGCUGACGUUACUCCUCCUUCAGACGAUGUCGGUACAUUCCCUGCUUCUAUCACGAGUGGACCUUUAACUUCAGCCCAGACCGGGACCCGGCCGCCCCUCAGACCUCCUGCAGAGCUCACUGCAGCGUCGGCGCUCGGCAUCACUGCUGCUAUGUGUCUCCUGGCUGCAGCCGUGGUGGCCUACAGGAAAUGUUGCCUCUGCAGGGUCAGGGUCCACUCUGCACCAGAGGAUCACACUGAUCCAUAACAACAACUGCAUUUUAAAAUACCUUUGAAUAUACAGUGUCAAGAGACGGCUUGGUUUUAGUGAUCAUUUUAAUGUUAGAGAGGGAUAAUUCAUUCUACAAUUAUUCUUUUUUUUAAAUGUUUCUAUUGAACAGGAAAAACAGCAAAGUCAUGAACUGUUGAACGUUAAUCAGCUGGUUUCCUGCCCAAAACAUCAUUUUAAUAAGUGCUACUAAAAAAGCGUAAUGAGAAAACAUGGCAAAAAGAAAAAACUGUAAAUGCAACAUUAACAGAAUGAAUACUGACUCACAGAGAAACAGUAGUCUAAAAAAAAAGAUUUCG